Molecule: messenger RNA, 2560 nt
Organism: Styela clava
Lineage: Eukaryota; Metazoa; Chordata; Ascidiacea; Stolidobranchia; Styelidae
Source: RefSeq, a predicted model, not a curated record
UUUUUAGGUCAGAAUUUCACAUACAAAUAUCGUGAAAGUGAUUUUAAAAGCUAUUUCUCGUGGGAAUUGUUGAUUUCGUUAGGCACUAAUGCAUCAUCUUUGCAAAUAAAAAUUUCCGGUAUUAUUAGAAUCAUAAAAGCUGAAGACUGAGACAAAUUGCAGUUAACAUUCGUUAAAUUUGUUCGAUACCUGGGCAAUAUUUUCUUUGUUUUGUAUUCACUGAUUACAUCGUCAAGCGACAAUCGACUGUAUCGGUAUCAUUGGAUUACUUACUAACCAUCUUCAAUGGCUAUCUAAUUAGGGUACAUGUGACUGUGUUUAGGUCAAGAUGUGCUUUCAGUUUUUUGAGCCAUAUUUUUUGUUUAUAAUUAAUGGCCUGUCACAACAACAGAGAUAAAUGGAUCUUAAUCCGAUCAUCCCCACGCAUUGAUUGGUAGUUGUUCUGGGUCAGGGGUUUUCUAAAAUAUACAUAACGAUGUAUCAGACUCCAUACUAAAAUAUUGCAAAAUCAUUUGUAUGUGCGCUGCAAUAGUCACGUGAAUUAGUCAAUAUUUAUAUGCAUUAAUAAUAUUUUAAAAUUCUAAAAUCGAUACUGUAAGUUGGUAAUUAAUGACACGGACAUGGUAAACUUUACGCAAUCGCGCUGAUAAGUGAUAAUAAAUUAAAUGUUAACGCAAUCGAAAUCAUUGACUAUAUAUUGAUCAAAAACAACUGUUUUCUUUUUAUUCUCAUCAAUGAGCUAUAUAGAAUCUUGCAAGUUUUUAUGUUUAACAAUCUUCGCAUUUCUCGAAACUAAACGGUGGAAAAUUGUAAGCGUUGCUAGUCAGAAAUCUGUGCAAUAGUGUAAGAACCAAAUACUGGGUACUACGAAGUUAAAAAAUUAGGUUUGACGACAUCAGGCCGCUACGAACUUGCUAAAAAUAUAAACCAGCGUGUACAAAAUGUUCCAAUAAUUUACAUACAUACACCAUGAAAAUCAUAGUCGCCGGUUUCCCGAAAACCAGAACAAAAUCAGUUAAUCUCGCUCUAAAGAUUCUUGGUUAUACGGUGUACGAUUAUAUCGAGAAUGUGACAAUUUUGAGAAACGAAUGGCUGAAAGUAUUCAGCGAAGGCUGGACUAAAGAAGAUUUCCUAAAUAUGUACAGAAAUGUAGACGCUGUAACAGAUACUCCAACAUGUUUCUUCUGGGAAGAAAUACUGGAGGCUUUUCCGGAUGCCAAGAUCAUUCUAAUGACAAGAGAUGAUGAGAGCUGGUAUAGAAGUGUUCAUAACCAAUUCGAAGUUAAUAAAUCGAACCUUUUACUAACGAUGAUGCGAUUUUUCUCCCCAACGUAUAUCAAGUCAAUGACUGCAGUUGAUUUGUACAUCUAUCCAAUCAUAUUUGGUAUUACAAAUCCAACACCAUGGAGAAUGCUGUUUGGAAGUCCAAGUUUGAACAGACUGAUUUCAAAAAAGAAAUUCAGAGAGCAUAAUGCUCAUGUAUUACAGAACGCACCGCUGGACCAAUUACUUGUUUACCAAUGUUCUCAAGGAUGGAAGUCACUGUGCAAAUUUCUUGGAGUUAGUAUACCUCAAACGGCAUUUCCUCAUGAAAACAAGAAAGGAAAAGGGAUACCGCAAUUAAUCGCGAAUGAUUCUAUGAUGGAACCCAUGAGAAGAGAAAUAAUGGUAUCGCUCACUUUAUUGUCGACAGCCACAAUUUUGGGUGGAUUGCUUCUGCUUACAAGAUUGACAGGUUCAUGAAUUUGAUAUAUCUCACAAGGAAUUAAAAAAUUGACUUGAAAGUUGAUAUGCUUCAGAUAUACGAGAGACACUUUUGUGCAAGGCUUCCUGCUGGUCAUGGCCAAAAGCUACGCCGAGAAAACCGUAUAAAUAAACAAACAAUAUGAAACAAGCUUACAAUUUUCCGACGGUUGCGACGAAUCUUGUGCUUUUGUGCCGUGAGGAAUCCGACCCUAAUUAGUCUGACUAGUUUACUUUUUAUUUUGUAUCAAUUUAAAUAAUCUUCAAAUUUUUAAUUUUGAAAGUUUUCAAGUUUUUGAAAUGUUUGAUUUUCUACACAAUGAUAUUACUGCUAUUUUCUGCUACCACUAUACUGCGACCUUUAUUAAUUUUUUUCAAGUGCGACUCGUUGUGAUAUAGAAUAUUUAUAUUUCAUUAAAUAAGCAUCUAGUUGCUGCGGUUUAACCCAUAGUUUUUAAUGUGCCAGGCGCGAUCAAAGCUGCUUUUCUAUUCCUUUUUAUACUUGAUGUCAUUUAUCCUGAUCCACAUCUGAUCUCACAGAAAUUACCCCCUUCUGAUAGCCAACGCUAGCAAUAAAAAAGCAGUUAGGUAAACAAGCAGAUGUGAUUGUCGAUAAUAAUAACGAUAACUCAUCGUUGUUCUCAAUAAAUCAAUUACCGAUUUGAAUCAUGACUGUUGGCUGUGGAAACCGAAUUCCUGUAUUAUAAUUGAUGUAUUCGCAAUUGAAAGCCUUUUUAUUUGAAAGGCAAACAGAUUAUGAUAUUCCAUACUAAUUUGAAGUAGCUUAUUGUUGGAAAUAAAUACCAUUUCAUGAGCC